This is a messenger RNA of Seminavis robusta, 2267 nucleotides long. NCBI's taxonomy places the organism in Eukaryota, Bacillariophyta, Bacillariophyceae, Naviculales, Naviculaceae. The record is from the annotation of a GenBank genome assembly.
UUUAAUAAGAACGACACAGUACGAUGUAGACUAGCUUCGUCGGCUUAUUGCUCCCUCAUUUUUUCGACCUUCAAAGCAUGAGCUCGAGACUCGAGAUUCACUCUGGCGAAUCGAAUCUUCUUGUUGUGCUCAUUGCUGCCUUUUUAUCCGAGUACAACACGUCACCCAUGGUUCCUGUCAGAUACAACAACAUGAGGAGUUCUUGCUUGCUUCUGUGCAAGCGAAGCUCGAAUCUGGGUUCUGAGAGAUGCCCCACAACUUUGGUUCUGGGUUUGCCCGCAGAACUCUUUUUUGAUCAUCCAUGACAAAGACGGACAAUUCUUUCUUCUACCAACCCGUCGUGGUGGGCUACGGUUCUAUCCAUGAUAGCACCAGUAUUAAUGGCUCAACCGUUGAAGAGCUGAUCUCACUGCCUCCCCUUGGAAGUACCAGCAACACUAUAGCAUCCACUGAUUCCAACACUUCAAUUGCCACACAAGAAAAACAAUCUCAUGCGCGCAAUUCUACGGCUGCGGAUCUCCGACUGUCUAUGCUCUCCAACUUUUCGACUGCCUACAAUGUAAUCUCCAUCAGUUUGGCAUUGGAUCUUCUAUCGACACAACGUCACCUCUCUGUGGCGGACAAGUCGCUCUGCAGUUCGGCGCUUUUUGCUGGAAUGAUCGCAGGGCAGCUGGGUGGAGGCGCACUUGGUGACGUCUGUGGAAGACAUAUUGCAAUGAUGGCCGUCAUGUUAUUGCAAGUCUUGGCCUCGCUACUUUCAUCUCUAUCCACCGAUUUGCCAAUGGCAAAUGACAACGAUACCGAUGAUACCAAGAACAUACGGGUCAGCCUUGUCACGAUGCUUGCCUUUUGGAGGUUUGUUCUGGGUGUGGGCUGUGGUGGAGUGUACCCUCUGGCAGCCACCCUGACUGCGGAAUCCAGCAACGACGGCGAGUCGGCCAAAGCAAGACGUGUAGCUCUGGCAUUUUCCUUUCAGGGUGUAGGCUACUUGACGGUCCCCGUCGUCGCCUUGAUGAUUGUUUGGCUGCUAGGAGAGGCAUCAGAUCUUGCCUGGAGACUCUUGUUAGGGUUGGGUGCCGUACCGGGCAUCGUUCUGACCUUUACUAGGGUCCGCAACAAUGUCUUGCACAACAAUGUUCGCAAGAGCACACCCGAUAUCACCAAGCUUGCGCAACACGGAACCACACGAACUCCAUCUGUGUUGGACGCGAUAAGUCAAGAGCCACAGCUGUGGCGCAAAAUGUUAGGCACUGCAGGAUGCUGGCUUCUGUUUGACAUUGCGUACUACGGGAACAUCAUGUUUCAACCAAUCGUAUUGGCAUGUGCAUUUGGUGAAGAGGAGGAAACUGCUGGGCAUGCAGCUCGCGACAGUGCUCUCAUUGCCGCUCUCGCUUUGCCCGGAUACUUUAUGAGUUACUGCAUGGUCAACAGACAGUCUCCACGAUUCAUCCAGAUUCAGGGAUUCUUGGUCAUGGCCGUCCUCUAUGCUUGCAUUGCCGCCUACUUUGAACAAAUGAGCAAGAAUCGCUUCGUUCUUCUAGGCUUCUACGGGGCAACAUUCUUCUCGUGCAAUUACGGUCCAAAUUCGACGACAUUCAUGCUCCCGGCCAUAACCUAUUCCAAAGAAUGUCGAUCGACUUUAAACGGUGUCUGCGCUGCCAGUGGCAAGGUUGGGGCCUUGCUCGGGUCCAUUGUCUUUGCCAGGGCAGUGCAACGUUUUGGGCAGGCGGCUGUCUUUGCCUCGUGUGCCUGGCUCAGCGUCAUUGGUGCUCUCGUGACGUUUGUGUGCGUGCAACCUCCCAAUGAUGACAUCAUUGGACCGGACGAGAUCAUUGGUGCGCUGGAACGAGGCAAGCCCGUACCCGGAACUCCUGUCCUCAACAAAAAGAAGAAGAUUCCCUCUGUCUACAGUCUGCCAUCCAUCUUUGACUUUUAUGAGGUGGCUAUACGCAGUGGCAACGGCAAUGCCGACAAUAGCCGAGAAAAGAUUCAUGUCGUCUCAUCCUGAUUGUACAUUGGUCAGGCCAUCAGGGAGCCCUGCUUUGAUACUGCUGCAUUCUGUAUAGCCUACCGGUAAGCGACAGCAUCUGAGUUCGGUCGUGAUGGUGUCUUUCGUGUCCUUGAAAAGGCGAAUCGGCCAAAACAAUGACAUCUCACGGCUGCGCCAACCAUACAGAGAUGACCAUGGUCACGAACCAACCUCGGAUGUCAACUACAUCUAUACAGUUAAGUUUCAGUAUCUAUAGUUUGUUCAAAUGAUGUAGUGC